CUUCCCUAGUGUUAGCUAAACAACAUCACGACCUUUAAAGUGGCCAACCCCGGUCGAAUGAAGUCCGGACACAGGUUUUAGCAUGUCAAAUUUUGCCAUGAGUGCCCUGUGCCGUAUUUUAACUAGGGGAGUGUAUUGCGGCCCGUCGUCUUGUUUAUCUGUAACGGGACUUCGGGAUUUUUGCAGCGGAGUCUCGCGACUGGACCGUGCUGGCAGUGACAGCCCUGUAAAUUUGACCUACGAUGUGUUUGAUGGGAAAGGAGACAGCACGCCAUUGGUGUUCCUUCAUGGUUUAUUUGGGAGCAAAUCAAACUUUCACUCCAUAGCCAAGUCCCUGGUUCAGCGGACUGGCAGGAAGGUGCUGACAGUAGAUGCUCGCAACCAUGGCAAAAGCCCACACAGUCCUGUCUUGACCUACGAAGCAAUGACUCACGAUCUGACGCAUCUGCUUGGACAGCUGCACAUUGGGAAGUGUGUCCUGAUUGGACACAGCAUGGGUGGCAAGGUUGCAAUGACAACAGCUUUGUCACAGCUUAGUUUAGUGGAACGUUUGGUGGUCGUGGACAUUAGUCCCUCUCCGACUUCAGCCCACACCAGUUUCCAUGCCUACAUUCAGGCAAUGAAAGAGGUGAAGAUAGCCAGUAAUAUCCCACGUUCAACAGCACGAAGACUGGCUGAAGACCAGCUCAGGAAGAUCGUUAAGGAGCGUUCAGUGCGUCAGUUCCUCCUUACUAACCUGGAGGAGCAAAAUGGUCACUAUGGCUGGAGGAUUAACCUGGAAGCCAUCUCAAACCACCUAGAAGACAUCAUGGGUUUUCCUGAUUUUAAUAACACCUAUGAGGGUCCAACUCUUUUCUUGGGUGGCAGUAGUUCAGCCUAUAUAAGCUCGGAAGAUUACCCUGAAAUCCAGAGGCUCUUUCCUUGUGCCGAUAUCCAGUACAUCCCAGAUGCCAGUCACUGGAUUCAUGCUGACAAGCCUUUGGAUUUCAUCAGCUCCAUAAUAACCUUCUUACAAUCAUAGUCCUUGUCUCAGGAAAGGAUACGCACAGGUGGGCCCAAUCAUAAAGGGACAGUGAAUGAAUUGUAAGGGUAUGGACCAAGAUGACUUUUAAUGAGUUAAAUCUAGUCUCUUUCCUUAUAAUGCACAACUGAAUCGUUACACAAUUCCUGAUAGUUAGUGUAUUCAUUUUUUAAUGUGGUAUUUGCACUGUGGCUUAACAUAGUACAUUAAAUGCAAUUCUAUCAAGAGGAAAUGUAGAAAUCUGUCCAUGACUUUCAAUCAAGGACAUUUGUUUGUAGCUCUCAAGUGUAACAUGUUACAUAACAAUGGAUCCAGUGGCUUUAAAAAACAAAAUACUUUACCUUCAUGAAAU
Sinocyclocheilus grahami is the source of this 1373-nucleotide messenger RNA. RefSeq names its product abhydrolase domain containing 11 (gene abhd11). Gene Ontology annotation, cellular component: mitochondrion. Gene Ontology annotation, molecular function: carboxylic ester hydrolase activity. NCBI's taxonomy places the organism in Eukaryota, Metazoa, Chordata, Actinopteri, Cypriniformes, Cyprinidae. Bases 83 to 1021 code for a protein of 312 amino acids. Gene Ontology annotation, biological process: lipid metabolic process. The record is from RefSeq and is a predicted model, not a curated record. The transcript is spliced from 6 exons.